AUAUACACCUAAAGCUGGUUUGCCAACCGCCAUAAAAACGUUAAAGAAGAAGAAGAAGCGUGUUGUAAAGGAUGGCAGGACCGGCUUCAGUCGCUGGUGAUGUUUUUGUUGAUGCUCUGCCUUAUUUCGACCAGGGUUAUGAUGCUCCAGGGGUCAGAGGAGCCGCAGCUGCUUUGGUGGAAGAAGAGACGAGACGAUACAGACCAACCAAGAACUAUUUGAGCUACCUGCCCACACCAGAUUUCUCUGCUUUUGAGACAGAGAUCAUAAGGAAUGAGUUUGAGAGACUGGCUGCUCGUCAACCCAUGGAGCUGCUCAGUAUGAAGAGAUAUGAGCUUCCUGCUCCAUCGUCUGGGCAGAAGAAUGACAUCACAGCAUGGCAGGACUGUGUCAAUAACUCUAUGGCCCAGCUGGAGCACCAGGCAGUGCGCAUUGAGAACCUUGAGCUCAUGGGCCAGUAUGGAACUAAUGCAUGGAAGGUGUCUAAUGAUAACUUGGCCUUAAUGAUUGAAAACGCACAAAAGGAACUGCAGAAGGUUAGAAAGCAGAUACAGGACCUGAACUGGCAGCGCAAAAACGAUCAGCUGGCUGGAGGAGCCAAACUACGAGAACUUGAGUCAAACUGGGUGUCUCUCGUUAGUAAGAACUAUGAGAUUGAGCGCGCCAUCGUCCAGCUGGAGAAUGAAGUGGCACAGAUGAAACAGCAACAGGGUGAUGAGAACAAAGAGAAUAUUCGACAGGACUUUUAAAUAAUGAAAACAGUUCAACUCCAUCUUGAAACUGUGUAGACUUUGUAAAAGCAAAUGAUCACCAAAGUGUGGCGCUUUUUUUUUUUAAAAAUGUUUGUUUUGUUCCAUUUUCAUGAUGAACCGAGAAAAUAGUCUUUAUAAAACACAAAUGAGAAUAUAGUGUUGUAGUGCAAACAGAGGAUAUGCCAGUUUAUAGUUCAUGAUUUUGCACCAAAAUUAAACCAGAUUUCGACUCUGGAAAUCAGUAACUCACAUUCGUUUACUGUGUACAUAAAGUAGAUAAUGUGCGUGUGUUGUCAUUUAUAAUAAUUUUGUGUUUUUUUUUUUAAUGUAUGAUUACCUGAUGGACGUUCAGUUAUUAAUUUGCAUGUUCUACUCUUAUUUGUAAUAUAUAUAUUUUUAAAUAUACCAUAAAAUGGUGAAAUAAUGACUUGCAUUGUUCAGUUUCUCAGUUAACAAGACUCCACCAAUGUGUCUGGAAAUGAAAACUAAAUAUAUCUAAGAGCAUCACAGGCUAACACAUUUGGUCUUGAUUUUAUCACUUUAUAUUCCUGUUUCAUGCCAUUACUGUUAAUAUGCUACAUGGCCAAACU
This is a messenger RNA of Sinocyclocheilus rhinocerous, 1342 nucleotides long. Its product is annotated as pre-mRNA-splicing factor SPF27. The coding region runs from base 72 to 749 and encodes 225 amino acids. The transcript has 7 exons. The record is from RefSeq and is a predicted model, not a curated record. Gene Ontology annotation, cellular component: catalytic step 2 spliceosome; precatalytic spliceosome; Prp19 complex. Gene Ontology annotation, biological process: mRNA processing. NCBI's taxonomy places the organism in Eukaryota, Metazoa, Chordata, Actinopteri, Cypriniformes, Cyprinidae.